Zootermopsis nevadensis is the source of this 4196-nucleotide messenger RNA. Its product is annotated as trypsin-1. Gene Ontology annotation, biological process: proteolysis. The record is from RefSeq and is a predicted model, not a curated record. Lineage: Eukaryota; Metazoa; Arthropoda; Insecta; Blattodea; Termopsidae. Gene Ontology annotation, molecular function: serine-type endopeptidase activity.
ACUGCACCGUUACGACCUCGCGUGCCUGUUAACCCUGCACAGUGGAGGUCUGGGGUUCCAGAAUCGUUUAUACUAAUAAGGCCACACAUUUUAUUAACCAACGAGACAAUGGGUACCUUAAUCGAGGAAGAACAUUGGCAUAAGUGUUUAAAAACGAAGUUCCCAGAGAAAUACCUUGCCUGGUGUUAAGUGGGCAAUUUAGGAUGUUGCAUAUCGAGGAACUUCGUGAUUUGGGCUCUACAGAUUACCCUGAACUGUUGGGGUAGUGAAACGAAGGUUACGAAAGUAGGACAGAAGGGGAGAUGCCACGCUUUAUGCUUGCUUCGUUGCUAGGGUACCCGACUACAUGUGUGCACAACAAUGCACUGCACAGCUGUACAUACACCUUCACCUGUUGGAUAGUUGGCGGACAGCUCACCAAGGGCUGCAGCGAAGGGGGUGGAGGAGGGCUGGACUUAAUGGCAGACCUCCUGUUCACAUGCUGUGUGCCCAUGACAUCAACUGCUGCUGCAGUAAGUCAGGUUCUGCCAAUCCGCAGAGAGGAUAUCGAUCACAGAAACAACGAGAUCCUGGGUGCCUCCAGAACAGAGUGUGGAGUGCCAAGGAUUACCCUGCAGAAGAGGAUCAUUGGUGGAAACGAAGCGUACUUUGGGGAGUUUCCGUGGCAAGCACACAUCCGCAUUGCAGGGUACCAGUGUGGGGGUGUGCUGGUCAGCAGGUGGUAUGUGGCCACUGCAGCACAUUGUAUUCACAGAGCACGUCUAAAGGAUAUAACAGUGUAUCUAGGGGAGUACGACACACAGAACACGGGUCAUUACAUGGAACCACUGCCAGAAGAGAUCCUGAGGGUUGUACACAAAAUAAUCCACCCAAACUUUCAGUACAGAAUCACACAGCCCGACAGAUUCGACCUGGCACUACUCAGAUUAUCUCGACCAGUCAGCUACCGCGAAAACAUCCUGCCCAUCUGCCUUCCACGACAUGAUGCGUCAUUCUGGGGGCAGGUGGGUGUGGUAGCAGGCUGGGGCAAGACAGACACCACUUAUGGUAAGACAGGGACCAACAUACUGCAAAAGGCAACGGUGCCUAUUCUGAGCGAUGCAGAGUGUCUGCAGUGGCAUGACCACAAAAAUAUCAACUUGGAGUUGCACUCUGAGAUGUUUUGUGCUGGCCACAGUGAUGGUCAUAUGGAUGCCUGUCUGGGGGAUUCUGGUGGACCAUUAAUUGUGCAGCAAGAUGGCAGGUGGGUGCUGGCUGGUAUCACAAGUGCUGGGUUUGGAUGUGCAGUGGAUCACCAGCCAGGGAUCUAUCAUAAGGUGGCAGACACGGCUGGAUGGAUUGCAGCACAUAUCAACGUGUGACUACCUCAGGCCAGCGAGAGGAAACACUGCAAUGACAGCACUCAGGGCAUAUUCUGGAAAUGAACCCAAAGAUUCAGAAACUGUUUAAAGAAAUUUAAAUGUUACAAUUUUUUAACUGGAAAUCAUGUUUCAACCUUGUUUCCCAUACAUAUGGGACAUACCAUACAAAAUGCAACCCAACAAAAUUACAUAGUGCAGUAAAAAAAGUAAAUCUGUCCAGCUACACGCCAUGUAGGCGCUUGGGAGGAGAGGUGGUAUAGUUCCUACUCCAGCGAAAAAUUUAUUUUAGAAGGUAUACCCAUGUAAUAGAUUCUCCCAACCUCUCCUGUGACAUUCAAGUUAAGGUCAUCCUGGUUUCUAGGCUGCUGCUCAUGACAGCUGCACAAAAGCUGUGCAGACGUAAACACACUGUAUUCAAAAAAACUUCUUUCUGUGGAGAUUACUCAAAAAAAAAGGUUCAUUCAAAUAAACGAAACACUUGGAGAAACUGAAAAACAAUUUUAACUAGACUGUUGCCAACACUGACCCAUACACACUAUGCAAAGUCACAUGAAACACUAAAAAGGAUGAAUGUGUGUCUUCAGGAAGGUGGUGGACAUUUUCAGCAUCUACUGUAAAGCUGUUCUGUAAGUUUUUUCUAAAAAAUAUGAACUACAAAACAACUCAUUUGUCUUGUUCUAUUAAUAGCACCAAAAUUUGCACACACUGUUGUAAUUAAGGUUGCAUUUUAAAUGGAAAACAUGUUUUAAAGCAAACUUAAGUUUGAUCAAUAUUUAGAGUUUUAGUUAUCACUAUUCCCGAAAACCAUUUAUAAACAUAGUUGGUUUACAAUGUUUAGUGUUCACUAACAAAACUUAAAAGUGGGAGGCUGUGAAAGGAUAGAAAUGUAGAUAAUCUGAAGGAGAUAUGAAAUUCAUAAAGAAAUUUAUCUGGGAAAUAUGAUAUAAAAUGGCCACUUAGAAGACUAAAAAGGUGAGGGGACAAUACUAUGAUGAAUAUUAGAGAAUAAUCUCCUAAAGAAAUUAUUCAGCAGUGUUCAAAACAAGAAAAAAUCUUGAUAUAGGUACUGACUUCAGUGGACAUCUUGUAUUACAUAUCGCUACAUCUACAUAUAACACGUAAUUGUUAUAUUAACCCUUAUUGUUCAGGAAAAGGCAAUUUAAACUCCCAUCCUACAGGCUUGCCAAUGAGAUUUAACUAUGUGGUUAAUGUUUUAACACUAUGCUAAUGUAAGAAGUGACACAAGGAUUAUAAAGGUUAAACCAUUUAUAAUUAUCUAAAUGUUUAAGAAUGUUAUUUUGCCUUCCCAAAACAGUUUAAAAAAUGCACUUUGUUACUGAAGGAAUUACUAUAAUGCCCCAACUUGUCCCAUAUAUUUUAACAUCAUCUGUAGAGUGCCAUAAGUACAAAGUCUGGGCCCUGAACUGUUAAAGCCUACCUAUUAUAUCACACUGACUAGACAACAAGCAGUUCAAUCUCGAACCAAGGUUUUGGAACCGCUACUUCAAUAAUAUUUACACAGCUAAAAUACAAAUAUAAAGUAAUACUUUACAAUGCUUGAAUAUAAUUUCGUUAAAUACAAGUCACUGUUAUAUCACCAGAAUUUGGGUUGCAGGUUGCAGGUUCAUAUCUUUCUAACAGUAAAAUUUGGACUCAGUGAUAGGUGUAGGAAUGAAGUUAGAUGAGGUUUGCUGUUUCCAUUAUUCUAAAAAUCUUCUGGUGAAACUGGUGGAGUUUCAAUUAUUCUAAAUAUUAGACGUAGCUAUUCUUACAAUGGUUGAUCGUAGCUGGGAAAUAUUUUACUUUCAAUUUAUUGCAUGCUUCUACCAGCAAAAGAUCACAAUUGUGAAAGAUGGUGCACGUUAAAUCAGUCGCUGAUUGGCAGUAUAUAAAACAUGAGAGAGUCAUAAAAAUCUGUUUAAACAGUUUGCUUUUAGUCCAGCCAAGUGUCAGGUUAGCAACUGACAUACGCUAUAUAGUCAAUAUUGUAUAAAACUGCUAUUUCAAAUGUAAAGAGAAAUGUAACCCUAAUUUUAAAUGUAGCAGAAGAUAAUUUUAUAUUUAAAAUGUAAAUUAAUGACUGACAGAAAGAACUGGUGCAUGAAAAAUAUGUAUUUCAUUAAGAUAUACAACUUUAAUUUUGUGUUAUUUGUUUUAUAAGAAAGCAUGAUUUUGUGUUUCAUUUCAUCAUUCACUCGUUCCUGGUUUAUUUAAGACACUUUUAACAGAUUAUAUAAAGGUAUCAAAUAACAGGAUAAUCAGUUAAUAAUGAAUUGGAAUGGAUGUGAAAGGAAAAGGUCAUGGCCUAAUUUAAGAUACUAUUUGAGAGACAGGAAAAGCAUGAAAGCCCUCAAUUAGGGUACUGUCUCUGACACAAUAUUUGAACCUGGUACCACCUAAAUAUGAAGAAGUACUAGCCACCUGACCAAAUGUUUAAUACAAUUCUAUGCAUUGUAAUGUCUUUCUCAUCAUUAUCUUUGUAAUUGGUCUAUUCAGUGUGAAUGGUAUGUCUGCUGAGCUAAAAUGGCAUACAUGGGUAGGUCUUUGUGUCAAUUACUUGACAGUUGUGCCCAGGAAUUCUCCGUAGUUCAAGGCAGAGCAGUGUAGAAGAUAGACAAAUGAAGCACAAAUGAGUUGCAAUAUUUGGGUUAACCAAAAACAUCAGCACACAGAAUUAUGUAAUUUCACUCUUGCAGCUUCCUCAGAUCCACUGACUGAUCUCAUUUCUGUGUACUGGAUAGAUGCACCAUUAUCUUCCUAAUUUAUUACUUAUUAAUAAUGUAUUAUUUACUGCAAUUACUUGUUAUUCAUUAAUAAACUCUAUAAAUUGUUUAA